This is a messenger RNA of Cylicocyclus nassatus, 3121 nucleotides long. Lineage: Eukaryota; Metazoa; Nematoda; Chromadorea; Rhabditida; Strongylidae. The record is from the annotation of a GenBank genome assembly.
AUGCGCGCCCCUGCGCCAAUCACGGUGCCGCACGCGAACCGCUCGCGCAGCCAGCCCGGGAAUGUUUAUUUCCUUUUUCUUCUCUUCUCUCUUCUCUUUGUGGUUUUCUUAAUGAGUUCGGGGGAGCUUCCUUGUUACACGCUCAUUCAUGUGCCCACUGAUGCCGAUCUCCCAAAUGAAGCACAACUGAAGGAAAAAUUUGAGAAAGGAUCAGACAAAGAAAAAACUGAAGCUUUGAAAAAACUGAUUUAUAUGAUUCAAAAUGGCGACAAGGUUGGACAGGGAAUGCUCAUGUACGUCAUCAGGUUUCUACUACCAUCGAGUGAUCACACGCUCAAGAAGACUUUGUUGAUCUUCUGGGAAGUUGUACCCAAGACAAACGCUCAAGGAAAGUUGCUCCAAGAAAUGAUCCUAGUUUGCGAUGCAUACAGGAAGGAUCUUCAACAUCCGAACGAAUUCGUACGUGGAUCUACUCUCAGGUUCCUUUGCAAGCUGAAAGAACCCGAACUAUUAGAGCCUUUGAUGCCGUCGAUUAUUGGUUGCUUGGAGCAUCGUCACUCGUACGUGCGAAGAAAUGCUGUUUGUGCAAUUUUCACCAUUUACAGGAACUUCGAGUUUUUAAUCCCUGAUGCUCCGGAACUAGUCUCUAACUUUCUUGAAGGAGAACAGGAUGCUUCUUGCAAACGUAAUGCGUUCAUGAUGCUUCUUCACGUUGAUCAAGCUCGUGCACUCGAUUAUUUGUCAGGAUGUAUUGAUCAAGUCGCCCAGUUUGGUGACAUUCUACAGCUUAUCAUUGUUGAACUGAUCUAUAAGGUAUGUCAUGCAAAUCCUGCCGAAAGAUCUCGCUUUAUCCGCUGUGUUUACAAUUUACUACAGUCCUCUUCAGCUGCGGUGAGAUAUGAGGCAGCAGGCACGCUAGUGACCCUUUCUGCUGCGCCCGCUGCGAUAAAAGCUGCUGCACAAGCUUACAUCGAUUUGAUUGUCAAGGAAAGCGACAACAACGUGAAGCUCAUCGUGUUGGAUCGACUUAUGGAAUUACGUCAGACUCCAUCUCACGAAAAAGUGCUCCAGGAGUUGGUUAUGGAUAUUUUGAGAGUACUAUCUUCUCCCGGGCUCGACGUUCGUCAAAAGACGCUGAAUCUCGCUUUGGAUCUUGUAUCAAGCAGGAAUGUUGAGGAUAUGGUCAUGUUCUUAAAGAAGGAAAUCGCCAAAUCUACUUCGGAGCCAGCUGAUGAAGCUGGAAGAUAUCGUCAAGCUCUUGUCAAGACUCUUCAUGCGGCGACAAUCAAGUUCCCUGAUGUGGCUCCAUCUAUUGUUCCAGUACUCAUGGAAUUUCUCUCUGACGAAAAUGAAGUUGCUGCGCAAUACGUCUUGCUGUUUGUUCGUGAGGCUGUGCACAAGCUCCCACACCUAAAAGAGACCAUUCUUCACUCCUUGCAGGAAGGGCUUCCUUCCAUUCGAAAGCCAAAAGUGUUCAUGGCUGCGCUUUGGAUCCUCGGCACGUACUGUGAGAAUGAUGCAGCUGUACUUUCUGUGCUUCGACUUGUAAAAAAUUCCCUUGGCGAACUACCGCUUGUGGAAAGCGAGAUGCGCAUGAUGGAGGGCGAGGAACCUGCUCAAGAAGAUGCGACUGAGAAAAAGACAACUUCCAAGCAGUUAGUGACUGCAGAUGGUACCUAUGCCACGCAGUCCGCUCUUUCCGUGUCUACCAAGGCAAGUAAUAAGGAAAAGCCACCGCUCAGACAAUUUCUUCUUGAUGGUGAUUUCUUCCUUGGAGCUUCGCUGGCUACAGUACUCAAUAAACUUGCAGAACAAUUUACCAAGAGUAAUGGAGCUGGCUCACAGCGUGCCAAUCGUUUUCGUGGUGAAUGUAUGUUUAUUCUUGCUUCAAUAAUCAAUCUCGGAAAAAGCGGCCUCGCUAAACAGAAUAUCACUGAAGAUGAUCUUGAUAGAAUGGGAACGACCAUCAAGCUCUUGGCUCAGGGCUGUACCGACUUGGACGAUGCCUUUGUGGAAAAGUGCAAAGAUAGCUUGGAACUGAUGCUGGCUAGUCGCCACCAGGAUAAGACUGAUGAGUUUUCUAUGAAGAAGAAGAACAUUAUCGAGGUCGACAAAACUAUAAUGUUCACGCAACUAAGUGCUCGAGCUGAUGCCAGCAUCGGAGAAAAUCUUUUCGAUCUUUCACUCUCUCAAGCCCUGGGAACCGCUCCAAAAACACAGAAAUUCGAUUUUUCGAGCUCAAAACUGGGGAAAGUGAUUCAAUUAGCAGGUUUCUCGGAUCCAGUGUAUGCCGAAGCGUAUGUUAGUGUCAAUCAGUAUGAUAUUGUUUUGGAUGUCCUUAUCGUAAAUCAAACCGCUGAUACGCUACAAAAUGUCUCGCUGGAAUUGUCGACAGUGGGUGACCUUAAGCUUGUCGACAAACCCACUCCAAUUACUCUAGCGCCAGCCGAUUUCGCCAAUAUUAAGGCUACUGUGAAAGUUGCUUCUACGGAAAAUGGCGUAAUCUUUUCCACCAUAUCUUAUGAUGUACGUGGCUCAACUUCUGAUAGAAACUGCGUAUAUCUGCAAGACAUCAAAAUUGACAUUAUGGAUUACAUCGUACCUGGCAACGUUAGCGACGCCGAGUUUAGGCAAAUGUGGUUUGAUUUUGAGUGGGAAAAUAAGGUUACUGUAAACACCCCGAUCACAGACCUGAGAGAAUUUUUGCAAUAUCUAUCGACAGUUACUAACAUGAAGAUCUUGACUGGGGAUGCCGCUAUAGAGGGUGAUUGCGGAUUUUUGGCUGCUAAUUUAUGUGCACACUCAAUAUUUGGAGAAGAUGCGUUGGCUAAUGUAUCGAUAGAGAAAGCAUCUCCUUUGGAUGAAGGGUCCCCUAUAGUAGGACACAUCCGAAUCAGAGCGAAGAGUCAAGGCAUGGCCCUCACCCUUGGUGAUAAGAUCAACAUAGCACAACGAGAGCGAAGGGCAGUUGCGGCGUAAUAAUAUGGAGUAAAUUAUCUAUUAAGUCAUAUCGCAAUCUAUAAGCUGGUGAAGAAAUGUGUUGUUGGAUUUUUUGGCAUGUUACUGUAUGCAGUUUUCUGUGUUCGGUUCUAUGUGUUCAAUAAAGUGGGUUUCGCAGAAC